This is a messenger RNA of Geodia barretti, 306 nucleotides long. Lineage: Eukaryota; Metazoa; Porifera; Demospongiae; Tetractinellida; Geodiidae. The record is from the annotation of a GenBank genome assembly.
UGGACUGAUUUAACGCCACUUACGAGAAAGCGCCGUGUUGAGCAGCGGGCAAAUCCGGGAAAGGGAGGCUCCGGUCCGUCGUCUUCGCCUCCAUCCAAAAGUAAGCGCCUAAGUCUUUCCAAGAAAUGCUCCCACCGGUGGGAGUUCUUAGACGAAUGCGCCGAAGGAGCGCUCGCGAAGAUGUCGUGCUAUUUGUACACAGUACUGACUAAAAUUCCACACCAGUUAUUGACACCUGCAACAUCGCCCUAGCCACAAGGAAUUCUAUUGUCCUUUCCAAUCAACACCAGUUAUUGACACCUGCAA